AUGGUAGUUAUGGGAAUGAUAGAAAUGAAGGGAGUAAAUGAUAAUUUGGUUAAACCUCAGGGGAGAAUAAUUACAUCGAAGGACUUGAUUACACUUGAUGCAAGAAGUAAUCACAUAAAUGGUCCAAUUCCAAGCACAGUUGGCAACUGUACCAAGCUAGAAUACCUUUUGCUAAAUGAUAAUGCUCUAUCUGGUUCAAUUCCAUCAAAUUUAGGAAGAUGUACCCAACUCAAAGAACUUUUGCUAAAUGAUAAUGCUUUAUCUGGUUCAAUUCUAUCAGACUUAGGAAAACUGUCAUCCUUGGAGCAGUGGGAUGUAUCUCACAACAAACUCACUGGAACUCUUCCUGAAAGUCUUGGGCAGCUUUCCAAACUUGAAAAGUUUCGUAUUUACAACAAUUUAAUGGAAGGAAAACUGUCAUCCUUGGAGCACUGGGAUGUACCUCAUAACAAACUCAUUGGAACUCUUCCUGAAAGUCUUUGGCAGCUUUCCAAACUUGAAGUGCUUCGUAUUGACAACAAUUUAAUAGAAGGCAUUGUGAGUGAGAGUCACCUAGACAAUCUGACAGCUUUAACUUAUUUUGAUGCAUCUGGAAACUCCUUGACCUUAAGAGUAAGUGCAAAUUGGAUUCCUCGUGUCCAAUUUGAAACACUUGGAUUCGGUUCGUGGAAGUUGGGUCUCCAAUUUCCUACAUGGAUCCAGUCUCAAAAAUUCCUUUGGAAUUUGAACUUGUCCUUUAUAGGAAUUUCAGAUACUGUUUCACCUUGGUUAUUCAACUCGUCAUUGCAAUAUAUAGACCUUUCUUACAAUCAACUCUGUGGUAAGAGUUCAAAGAUCUCUGAAAUUGUUAAAGUUUUAUAUAUAGUCAAAUGGCCUACUCACCUGGAUAUUUCUAAUAAUUUAAUGGAAGCUCAAUCAUUCAUUGCAAGGUAUUCGUCUAGCAUUCUGAUGAAUCCUCCACUACCAGAUGACCUCUCUUUCAGGCAAUGGUAUAGUUUGAACAAGGAAGAAAUCAGAAAUUUGCUUGAUGCUAAAACAUACAAUGAUCCAAACUGUUUACUUCCUCCUCCAAAUGAAGAAGAUAUCAAAACAAUUAGCAAUUUUCAAGCAUCAUUUCCAGUGGGCUUUGGAAUAGACACUGAACUUAAUGAUAGCUUGAAGAAGUACACAGUGGUCUGUUUUCUAAAAACCUAUGAGUCUCCUUUUCAAGGUCAACUCCAAAGAAUUAAUAUUGUCAUUAAGGCUUACACUGCAACUAAACUAUCACAUAAUCCACUUCCACUAGCAUUUCCAGAAAACAUUGAAGUUUCUUCUACACUUGGCACUUCAUCAGCAACACAUGCAAAAAAAUCAUCAAAGGAUCAAAUGUUCACAUCAACCACAAAGUUGGUACUUGAAGAAAUUGUUGCAGCCAUUUCUUACAAAGAAAGCCAGACAUCUACAAACAGUGGAGUGAAAAGAAGCCUUGAGUUUCUAGAAAGUGCAUCUUAA
Coffea eugenioides is the source of this 1491-nucleotide messenger RNA. Its product is annotated as receptor-like protein kinase 2. Gene Ontology annotation, molecular function: protein binding. The transcript has 7 exons. Bases 1 to 1491 code for a protein of 496 amino acids. The record is from RefSeq and is a predicted model, not a curated record. Lineage: Eukaryota; Viridiplantae; Streptophyta; Magnoliopsida; Gentianales; Rubiaceae.